AAAUCUGAAACCGGAUGUGACGUCCCGCUCGGCGCUCCGCUCUCCUGCCUGGAUCGGUCUCUCGGUGCUGGAUCAGCUCGGUCUGACUCUCCGGUGUUUUGUCGCCGUUAAGCUCGCGCUGCCCGUUUCUCCGUCACGUUUCAUCACAGAGCCGGACCGGCGGGAACGUUUACCGACACACCGACACACCGAGCCCGGCAGGAAGCAGCAUGUCCACCGCGCUGGAGAGCUACAUCAACCGGACCGUGGCCAUCGUCACGUCAGACGGCAGGAUGAUCGUGGGCACUCUGAAGGGCUUCGAUCAGACCAUCAACCUGAUCCUGGAUGAGAGUCACGAGCGAGUGUUCAGCUCCAGUCAAGGGGUGGAGCAGGUGGUGCUGGGACUGUACAUCGUCAGAGGAGACAACGUGGCGGUGAUCGGGGAGAUCGACGAGGAGACCGACUCCACUCUGGAUUUAGGAAACAUCCGAGCCGAGCCGCUGAACUCUGUCGUCCACUGACCUCUGACUCCUCCCCUUCCUUUCCGGACGGCGUGACUCAGCUGUGUGCGUGUGAACUGUUUGUGUUUGUAUUUUUUAUAAAUAAAGAAGUGAACUGUU
This is a messenger RNA of Larimichthys crocea (large yellow croaker), 599 nucleotides long. RefSeq names its product LSM8 homolog, U6 small nuclear RNA associated (gene lsm8). The record is from RefSeq and is a predicted model, not a curated record. NCBI's taxonomy places the organism in Eukaryota, Metazoa, Chordata, Actinopteri, Sciaenidae. Bases 210 to 500 code for a protein of 96 amino acids. The transcript has 4 exons. Gene Ontology annotation, biological process: mRNA splicing, via spliceosome. Gene Ontology annotation, cellular component: U6 snRNP; precatalytic spliceosome; U4/U6 x U5 tri-snRNP complex. Gene Ontology annotation, molecular function: mRNA binding.